AGGAUGUUUAGAACCAACAGGUUAGGAGGUCAAAGCGACACCUAUCGCACAAGUGAUAGCACUUUGAGACAUGACUCAGACUUUCAGGACUCCAGCCCAUUGCGUUCAAGUAGAGACUGGGUUUCCAGAGAGAGGGAUAGCACUGAACCAUCUUGGAAGACUCCUUCAUCCAGCUAUCAGCGCUGCUCAGGGACAUAUGAUCGCCCAGUAUCUGGGAGCUUCUUGGGAAACCGAAGCAGAGUUUCGACUGCAACAUCACAGCCAUCUUGGUAUGAUCCUUUAGAGAGGUCACAGAGCACUUACAAUGGACUGGGCAGCCAACAAGACUGGGAUUCUAAGAGACCUAAACUAUCCUAUUAUGGAUGUACCCCUCUUAAUGGUGGAAGGACUACUAAUUCCAGCUAUACCUCCACUCCAGACUCAUCAAGCAGGUAUGGGCGCUUUCCUAGGACGUCAUCAAUGAUGUUUCAGUCUGAUUUAUCAAGGGAGCGUGAUCGUGACAGAAGAUCAGACACCUCUAUACAUGAGCUUGAUCUUCAGGACAGAGUUUCUUCAUAUGCACAAGGCGCUAGACCAAAAGACAACUCUCUAAGCACAGUCCGACUCAACACAUCAGUCAGCCGCCAGUUGCCUUCACAGAGCCCUUCAUUUUCUAGAGAUUCAAGCAGGAGUUCAAGAACAGCAACUUACAGAGACCUACGCUCUCCACAGAGGGAUAUUUCCUCUGAGGUUCAUCACUCCGCAAGCCGAAGUGAGAGAACGUCACGGAGUACUUCAGGAAGAAUCUCGCCUUCAUCACAGACACCAAGAAGUGACCAAACUACAGAUGGCGAUGGCAGGCGUACAACAAGGCAUCUCCUGUCUCGCCUUGCAUCUAGCAUGUCUUCCACCUUCUUCUCUAGGAGGUCCAGCCAGGAUUCUUCAAGUGGAAGGUCACAAGAUGCAGAAGAAACACAUUCAAGUUUACAUAGUGUCACUCCGGAACCCAGUCCUACCAUCCCUGCCAACAGUGAAGCAUUAGAAAACAGGCCUUCUGAACAAUCUCAGGGAUUUGCAUUUCUUAGGAGGAGGAGAUGGGGCCUAUCAUCAGUGUCUCCAAAUCAGAGUUCAGAUUCUGAUGCUGAAAGCUACAGGUCAGAAGAUUCUGAAACAAGGACUUCAGGAUCAUGGCUGCCUUCUUCCUUCAGGAAUAGAUGCACGCCACUGUUCUCCAGAAGGAGACGGGAAGGAAGAGAUGAGACUGCCAGAGCUUCUUCUACCUCUGAAACCAGUAGGAUCCACAAUCCUUUUAGAAGGGCAUCACAAGAAGAUUCUUCAUUAGGCGAAGCACAAAGCACCCUUCAAGGGGCUGCUGCUACUAGGAGUUCUCCCCUGUCGUCAGACUCUCCUAGCAGCAGUUCAGCUGCUGCCACUAUAGCAGAGACGCUCUUCAGCAGAAGAAAUUCAGGAAUUUCAAGCAUGCUUCCGAGCUCUCUCUUACACUUCUCCGUGCCAGCUGCACUAGGAAGUUCCCUAUCGGACAAUGUCAUGAUAACUGUAGAUAUUGUUCCCUCAGGUAGAACAAGUGAUGGACAAGAGAGUGAAAAGUCUCAAGACUCCUCAAGGGAUCCUGAGAAGCUGAAGAAAAUUAAAGAGAGCCUCCUGCUAGAGGACUCGGAGGAAGAGGAAGGUGACUUAUGCAGAAUAUGUCAGACUGGAGCAUCCAGUCCAAGUAAUCCCUUUAUUGAGCCAUGCAAGUGUUCUGGCAGCUUGCAGUAUGUUCACCAGGACUGUAUGAAAAAAUGGCUGCAUGCCAAGAUCAACUCUGGUUCUAGUUUGGAAACCAUAACUACAUGUGAAUUGUGUAAAGAGAAGUUGGAUCUGAACUUGGAAGAUUUUGACAUUCAAGAGCUUUACCAGGCACAUGCAAAUGAGAGGGCUGAAUAUGAAUUCAUAAGCUCCGGACUGUAUCUGGUUGUCUUACUGCACUUGUGUGAACAGCGCUUCUCCGACAUGCUGGGGGCAGCUAAUGAAGCAAACACUCGGGUUAGAUUUAUCAACCUUGCCAGGACCCUGCAAGCACACAUGGAAGAUCUUGACACCUCAGACGAUUCAGAAGAUGAACGGGUGUGA
Molecule: messenger RNA, 2112 nt
Organism: Staurois parvus
Lineage: Eukaryota; Metazoa; Chordata; Amphibia; Anura; Ranidae
Source: the annotation of a GenBank genome assembly